This is a messenger RNA of Paramecium primaurelia, 707 nucleotides long. The record is from the annotation of a GenBank genome assembly. NCBI's taxonomy places the organism in Eukaryota, Ciliophora, Oligohymenophorea, Peniculida, Parameciidae.
AUGGGCUGGGGUAUUGAAGGAGCUAUAGGUUCAUCUUUUAAGAUUGAUGCUUCUUAUCUAAGUCCAAAUGUAAAUAUGGCAUCUAGAUUAGAAGCAGCUACUAAAUAAUUUGGUUCAAUAAUACUAAUUAGUGGUAUAUUUAGAGAAUAUUUAACUGAAUCUUGUUAAAAGUAAUUACGACUUAUUGAUAUCGUUACUGUCAAAGGAAGCAUUGAACCAAUGAGUAAAAAUUUUUCUAUUCCUAGAAAUUUAUACCAUUGAUUUAUCAAUUAAAUCUUUAUUGAAAGGAAUCAAAUAACCUAUUGAUAAAUAUGAUAUUAGUAAAUUAACAUAAAGAGAAGCAAAAAAAUAUAGAGUUGUUUAAAGAUAUUAAAGAAAUCAAUUAAUUAAAAAAGUUGAGAAUAAUUAAAUUCAAAUUGCUGAUCUCUUUUAAACUGAUGAAGAAUUAGUACUUGCACGGGCUCCAUUUAUAUAAGAGUUCUAUGAUUAUUGGGAUCAGGGAUUUUAACAUUAUAUUAAUGGAUAAUGGGAGAAAGCUUUACCUAUCUUUACUAAGACUCUUGUAAUCGAUGUUAUUUAUAUUUCUUUAGUCUAUGAUACCUGAACAUAAAGAUGGACCUUCCAAUACUCUACUAGAAGUUCUGCAUUCUAAUGGAAAUAAAGCACCUAAUUAUUGGAAAGGUUAUAGAGAAUUAACAGAGAAAUGA